Molecule: messenger RNA, 3424 nt
Organism: Perca flavescens (yellow perch)
Lineage: Eukaryota; Metazoa; Chordata; Actinopteri; Perciformes; Percidae
Gene: spidr
Product: scaffold protein involved in DNA repair
Exons: 20
Coding region: 251-3064 (937 amino acids)
Biological process (GO): double-strand break repair via homologous recombination; regulation of establishment of protein localization to chromosome
Cellular component (GO): nuclear chromosome; nucleoplasm
Source: RefSeq, a predicted model, not a curated record
GGUCCACGCUGUUGAAUAAUCAAACACACCCCUCUUCAAAUUGAGCAACAGCUAGAAGAACUAUGUGCUGCUGCUUGCUAACGUUAGUUAGUUUGCAAAACUAGCGAUAGUAAGUUAGCAACCACCAGGAAACCUCUAUUUCGCAAUGAUGGGUUAAUAAAAGGGGAUUUGAUUGGAUAACGUUAAUGUUCUGUGGACACACAUUAACUAACGUUACAGCUGUGGCUUAAACUUACUCUACUUUGUCGCCAUGUCUUCCAGAAAGCGUAAAAGAUACUACAAGGAUAUAAAGUGUGUUUUCUUUCCGGAUGAUGUCAAAAAUGGUUUACCAAAAGUGGGAAGAGAGCCACCAUCACUUUCAUCCGUGUCUUCCGUCAAGAGCUGGGAGAAGUGUGGAGACAGUUUUCUGGACACUCCAGUGAUUCAGAACCUCAAGUCAUCAGGAAGGAAACUCUCUGACAUAAGAAGGUUGGCUCAGUCCCCUGCUUUAGUCCAGACCAGUGCUGUUCACUGUAAUGAGGACCCAGUGCACAUUGCGUGGAGCUCCAGUGACGGUGAACAGUCUGAUGAUGAGAACCAGAAGCAGCCUCUCUCCAGAGUUGCGGCUCAACAGCAACAACAUCCUCAGAGACCAGGGAGACCCACAGCUCCCGUUCAGUCUUACACAAGAGUUCUGCGCAUGCUCAGCACUGAUAAAGAUGACCUUCCUGUUAUUGACACAGACAGUGAUCUGGAUGAAUGUGAUGCUGAAAAGGAAAGCGGGCAACAAAUCUCUGACUGUGAGUCGGAGUCCUUUGACGAAAAGCCAGAAGAUUUACCUCUUAAACCUACAAAUAUGACAGAGCUAGAGAUCUCAGGUUACGUGUCUGAUGGCGAGAGUAUUGAUGGCACAGUGACUUUGAGUAGACCGGACUCUCCUCUCCAAACUGGUGAGGGCAGCAAAAGGUCAAUCAGUGACUGGGUCAGAUCUGCUCAGGCGAUGCUGCAGACGCCUCAGAAACCACAGUCCAAGAUGCUGACCAAGACUCCUGAAGACUCCGCCAAAAAGAAAAGGAAAUUUCAAAGUGGAGGUCUGGCUGAGAGGCUGAAUCGACUCCAGUGCAGACAGAGGUCAGCUGUUAGCUUCUGGAGGCACCAGUCCAUCUCUGACACCUCAACAACAGUGGACAGGCCUGGCGUGCUGGUGCUGGAGGUGCUGGAGAUUCAGGAGGAGUGCAGCAUGCAACUGGCACACUGUGAGCACCACCGGCCUCCCGGAGAGGGCCACCAACACAGUAACCCUCUCUCUGGGUCAAAAGCUUUUAUGCUGGUGUUGUUCAACAGAGAGACUGCCGCCCAGCUGACUCCUUCACCCAGAGAUAUCGUCCACAUAUACCCGCCAUGGCAAAGUCUUUCCAUAGAGGGUUUCAGCUGUGACAUUAUUCUGAACACACACUUCAGCCAGAAAGUCUACUCUGCUACCAAACCAGCUAACAUGUCCAUUCCUAGAGGCCUGCUCUCAGCAAAAAGGUGCCAUCCGUAUUCUUUGUGCAAGAUAUUUGGACUACUGGAGGAAUGCAGGACCACAGAGGGGAUCAAUGCCAAACACGUUGCGGCCUCCAAUGCUCUGUGCAGUUUUGGAGGUCCAGGAGUUUUAACAAGACACUGCCUGUCUCUCCUGGAAGCUAUAGAGGGGCUGGGCCAGGCUGGCUCUGUGGGGCAGGACGUGGAGGUGGUGGUCCAGAGAGUUUACUCCAUCCCUGUGUCCAUCCUCAAGCCCAGGCUUCCGACCAGGUCUUCCUCAGCUCCUCCUCCUGCAGAAAAAGGCAAAACCAGGCUCUGUGUGCUUGUCCAGGAUAGUUAUGGGAUGUUCAGCGUGGUCCAACUCGACCUCCUGCCCUACAAGGACGACCUCCAGCAGUACUGCCGCAUGUGGCAGGGGAGGACCUGCUUGCUGAGAGGCAUUAAAGUGGUGCAGCGGGUCACUCGAGAAAGGAACACCAGGCUUUUCAGCUUGAUAGACAGUCUGUGGCCCCCAGUGAUGCCUCUUAAAGAUCAUGGAAACACACCUAGUAUGUCCAGUGAAGGUAAACCUGCAGGUCCAGCUCCGAGUUUCUGCUACCUGCUGUCUGGUCAAGAGAGCUCAGUUGAACCCACUGAGGAGCAGAUCGUUUCCCCGCUUUACCUUCCUCCCACAAAACAAAACUUGCGAGACAUACUGCAGAGUAAGCUUAAAACCUGCUGCUUCAGUUUUGUGGCCACUGUUCUAUACAAGAGAAUGAUGCAGAGCAGUGAUGUAGGACAGGGUGAGGUGUGGUUGGUGCUGACAGACCCCAGUCUUCAGGAGGAGCAGCUCGAGAGGCCAUGCAGGCGAACGGUGGCCCUUUGUGUGAGCACUUCCUGUGUGCUCACUUCCUCGGUCCUCGAAGCACUAAAUUCCCCCGCUGCCUGUAGCGUGUCAUUCAGAGAUGUCAUCAGAGAACAUGGUGUUCUCCUGUGUGUGGAGCAGUCAGUUGUUGAGAUGUGCUCUGUGGAGCCUGAGGGCAAUCUCAAGUCGUCAGCCAGACCAGAGUCACUGUCUGAGCCUCAGGCAAAGACCCUGCCCCAACCUGUGGUACUGGAUUCCCUGAGUCCUGAGAUCACACCCAACUCCAUCUGCUCUCUCUCAGGGAUGAUAGUUGGUGUGGAUGAGAACACAGCUUAUUCCUGGCCUGCCUGCAACCACUGUGGAAGUGACAACUUAGAGAUGUUGGCUGAAAGACCUCAGAACUUCCACUGUGUUUCUUGUAAGUUGGUGGUGGACAAGCCAGACACAAGGAUUCAACUGGAAGUGCUCCUAAGUUCUUCAUUAAGUAAUUGCACUUUGAAGGUUAAGCUGCAGCAAAAGACGAUCAUGUCCAUCAUAAACACUGCAGCGCUGGAGGGUAAUGAGUGUGUUUUAGUUCCCAGGUUACGAUGUGGAGAAUGUCCUGGGAAAAGAGGUGGGCCCCCUCGCCGCUUAUGUCCGAGUCGUCACCAGGAAACCUGCCCUCUGGAUCGGCCUGGAAGAAAUCUGCCUCUGAGGCUGUCAGAGCAAGUAGGCUAGCUAAUGAUAUCAAUCCACAGGCUUCAGUUGGCUCCAAGGAACUGCACACUAGGCCUUGGUCUGAGCCAGUUCAGCCCCCCCCUGUGAAGGCCUCCCUGACAGCUUGAGGCUGUGCUGAAGUGAGCGGGGUUGUAAGAAGACAAGGUCUUGUUUGUGUUAAUGAUAUGUGAUCCUGUGGACCAGGAGUUGACAGCCCAAGGGUAGACCAGUGGCAUGCAAUCUGUCAAAGCAUACCACGUGGUUUAUAAACUGGGACGUUUGGCUGUAAAUACAUUUAAGUGGUCUAAAAACUUUUCCCCACUCCUCUACUUUAUUUAAGAUUACUGACAGUCAAUAAAAGUUGUAUUUUUGCUGACUUUA